AUGUCCAGCUUCGAUGCAGCUGUCUUUGGGUUCACGAUACCUUAUCUGUUCCUGACGCUGCUUAUUGGUGUCUACGUCUCCAAGCACAUUACAAACGUACAGGAUUUCGUCCUGGCAGGAAGAAGUCUGCCUCUUUUUGUCACGGUCUCCUCCAUGUUCUCCAUGUUCUUUGGAGCAGAAGCCACUCUGGGCGCAUCGUUCAAUAUGGCGGCAGGGGGACUGAGUGGGGAUGUCGUUGCUGACCCUUACGGAGCAGCGCUGUGCUUGAUACUCUACGGGAUCUUCUAUGCUCGACCUCUCUACAAGACAAACAACUUGACGCUGUCUGACUUCUACGUCGAGAGGUUCGGACCCAAAGUCGGCGUACUGAGUGCGAUCAUCAAUACUAUAGGAUACCUCAUGUGGACCGCAGGACAAAUCAAAGGCCUUUCACUGAUCGCUGAUCGAACGUGGGGGAUGCAGAAGGAUCUUGGAAGUGUUAUCAUGACUGGCCUCAUCACUCUGUACACCUUUCGAGGAGGGAUGAUUGCAGUGGCAUGGACAGAAACGUUUGAGAGUAUCGUGAUCGUUGUGUGCUUGAUCAUCGCUUCGGUAGAGCUGGGGGGGAGGACAGAGACUACAUUUCUUGGGGCCUACUCAACUUAUCAAGAGAGGAUGCAGCCAAAUGUGGGCGUGGAGGGAGACUAUUACGGUCCCUUCCGCGGCGUUCUCAACUUCAUUGCUCAAUGGAGCUAUAUCGGCAUCGGGUCUAUUCCCUCGCAAGACAUCUAUGAGAGGAUGAACGCAGCUCGUUCGCCCUUCUUUGCGGUCGUGGCCUCAAUCGUUGCCGGCUGCCUCUACAUCGUUGCCGCUCAGAUGCCCCUGUUCAUCGGGCUCGUGGCGAGGAAGGAAUAUUACCUCGCUACCUGCGGGAACGUUAUGGGGUGCGAGGAGGCAGACAUAUCAGCUCUCGACGAAGGCCUGAUCCUCGACGUGAUGAAGAAGUACACAGACGACGUGACUAACGUCUUGUUCUACGCCGCCUACACCAGCGCCAUCAUGUCGACGUCCUCCGGCACCCUCCUUGCUGCGGGCGUGCUGAUCUCGAUGAAUAUAAUGCGCCCUUACUAUUCUGACUCGGACCCGUCGAAGCUCCUGCAGUACAGCCGCAUCACCACCGUCGUCUUCGCGCUCGUCUCAUGGGGCUUUACCUUUGCCAUGGAGAGCAUCUCAGACUUCGUCAACCUCAGCUCUGUCUGGCUCCUCGUCGGCCUCUUCUGGCCCCUUACCGCGGGGAUAUACUGGAAGCGAGCGACGGCGGUCGGGGCAGCCAUGUCGAUGCUUUCUGGUGUCUUCACUUACACCCUCGUCUUCUGCCUGUCCGUCUCUACUCCCAUGGGUGAAGGCAGCGGAGGAUGGAUGCUGCAUCGGGUGGACUGUCUGUGGUACGCCAUGUUCGUUGGCCUCGUCCUCCUCGUCUUCGGUAGCCUCCUGCCCUCCAACGUGCAAGAUGGAAUCAACAAGGCCAUGGAUGCGAGUAUAGGCAAGCUCAAGGUCUUUCACGGUUACCCAGCAGAGGAAGCAGCGCAGGGCAAGGGAGCAGGAGCAGGAGCAGGAGCAGGAGCAGGAGCAGGAGCAGGAGCAGGAGCAGGAGCAGGAUCUUUGCAGAGGUCAAAAGCAAGAGCUAGAGCAAGAGCAAGAGCAAGAGCAAGAGCAGAAAGAACUGAAAGAAAUUUUUGA
Molecule: messenger RNA, 1719 nt
Organism: Guillardia theta CCMP2712
Lineage: Eukaryota; Cryptophyceae; Pyrenomonadales; Geminigeraceae
Exons: 3
Coding region: 1-1719 (572 amino acids)
Biological process (GO): transmembrane transport
Cellular component (GO): membrane
Molecular function (GO): transmembrane transporter activity
Source: RefSeq, a predicted model, not a curated record